UCCGGCUCUCGAUUCUCCAUUGCCAAACAAACAAGCCCUCCCAAUUUCUGUACAUCAGAUCGAUCGAGCUUGCCAGGGAAUCAAAGCAAGAAUGAGCAGCGUCUCCGUAAGCAUCGGGACGGAGCACGACGACCGCCGGCCGACCACCGCGGCGUCACGGCGCUGCCCCAGCUGCGGCCACGAGCCAGCUGACCGCCACAAGCCGUUCGACAUGGCCGGUUUGCCGGCCGGCGUCAGGUUCGAUCCGACGGACCAGGAGCUGAUCGAGCACCUGGAGUCGAAGGUGAAGGAUGGCGGCUCAGGGGCGCACCCUCUCAUCGACGAGUUCAUACACACCAUUCAUGGAGAAGAAGGCAUUUGCUACACCCAUCCUGAGAACCUCCCAGGUGUGACGAGGGAUGGCCUGAGCAAGCACUUCUUCCACCGGUCAGCCAAGGCCUACACCACCGGCACGAGGAAGCGGAGGAAGGUCCUGGCCGCCGGCGCCGAUCAGCCUGACGCCGCCGACCGACUGCAGGCCAAUAAGAGCAGCAGCAGCGUCGCCGCCGCAGAGACACGGUGGCACAAGACCGGCAAGACGCGGGCGAUCAUGGUGCGAGGCCAGCCCAGGGGGUGCAAGAAGAUCCUGGUGCUCUACACCAACUUCGGCAAGAAGCGCAAGUCGGAGAAGACCAACUGGGUGAUGCACCAGUACCACCUCGGCGAGCUGGAGGACGAGAGAGAAGGCGAGCUCAUCGUCUCCAAGGUCUUCUACCAGACGCAGGCUCGGAGCGCCACCGCAGCAGCAACGUCAGCAGCAGAGCCGGAGGCGCCGGCGGCGAUACGAGAUGGGCUCCAUGGAUGUGUGGCCAGCUCAGGUGCUGCUGCCAUGGAUGUACUGAGACAGCAGCAGAAGCAGCAGGUGCCGAAGCCGAAGCAGGGUGAUGGCCGAUUCGUCUCUGUGCCUACCAGGAAGAGAUUGCAUGAGGACGUUGUAACCCAAGUGAGAGUUGAUCGGGGUGGAGAGCAGCGUGACAGCCAUGGCAGCUUCCAUUUGGACGCAGCUUCAGUGCCCACUUCCUUCUCUACCAGUGACCUGACGAGCUCGGGAUCCACCGUGGCAUCGCCUUUAGUGCAGCACACCCCAGUGGUUCCACGUGUCAUCGACAACCAGUUUCGUUCUCCUGUGAUGCUAUUCCAAGGUGAACAUUUUCAUGAGACGCAGAAUGAUCUUCAGCAAAAACUUGGCCAAAGGUCUGCUCACUUGGAAGAACUGAUAACGGCCUGCCAGAAAGAAAUCACAAAAGGAAAACCUUCAAUUCAUCAACUCCAGAAGGUGGAUUCCCCUCACCAACGCUGGCCUCCUGACAAUCCUGACUACCAAGGUCAACAUGGAUAGCAUCCUACUAGAUCCGCAGUAGAUGAACUUUGCUGGUAAAUGUUUAGUAGUGUUGAAUAUACAGCAGAUUCUUGUUAUAACAUCUUCAGCAGAUUCAGAUAGUGCCUAAUCUGUUUCUUACGCUCUUAGACCCCUUGGGAGUAGUAUUGUUUGUUCUUAUUGGGAAUGACUUUGCUGUGUGUAUGUUUCUUGUUUGUAAUUGUACGGAACUAACAUCAAUAAAAUUAUAUAUUAGA
This is a messenger RNA of Oryza brachyantha (malo sina), 1614 nucleotides long. Its product is annotated as NAC domain-containing protein 75-like. The record is from RefSeq and is a predicted model, not a curated record. Bases 92 to 1378 code for a protein of 428 amino acids. Gene Ontology annotation, molecular function: transcription cis-regulatory region binding; DNA-binding transcription factor activity. The transcript has 7 exons. Gene Ontology annotation, cellular component: nucleus. Lineage: Eukaryota; Viridiplantae; Streptophyta; Magnoliopsida; Poales; Poaceae. Gene Ontology annotation, biological process: regulation of DNA-templated transcription.